UUUUCAGUUUCAGAAUUUUGAAAAACUUUUUGAUCAAAUCAAAGAGUUAUGGAAGAGGAGAGAAACAACAACGUCACGGCUUUGAACAAUCCGCAUCAUUCCACCGCCGAUCUUCUUUCUUGGUCUGAGAUCCGCCGUCCUGACUAUUCCACCGCCGCUAACCGCUCUAACCAGCCGUCUGAUGGAAUGAGCGAGGUACUUGGCGGCGGCGGUAGGAUCACCAACGCGGAAUCCGAAUCGCUUAAUAAGAAUGUUUCGUAUAGGAAGAACUGUUCUGGGCAUAAGUUGAAAGAAAUGACUGGUAGUGACAUAUUCUCUGAUAAUGGUAAAGAUGAUCCAAAUCAUCAGACAAGGAUCCAUUACCAUCAGGAUCAGCAAAGCCAGAUAUCUUUCAGCGGUGAAGAGAAUGUGACUCCUAAGAAACCAGUUACUUUAAACGAGGCUGCAAAGCAAAAGGAGUUGAGUAGGACUGUAGAGACGGAAGCUGAUUCAAAGAGCAAGAAGAAGCAGGUAUCAAACACCAAGAGCAGAGCAAUGAGUGGUCACGACAUCUUUGCAUCUCCUGAAAAGCAACCUCGCCGCUUGUUAGCUGUGACGCAAUCGGAAGUUAAAGGAAAUAGGAACACGGAGGAAUCUGCACCGAGGAGCUCGCGUGCAUCUGUUAAAGUCUCUACCGGGCAAAGCGGCAACAAAAUGUUUAGUGAAGAACAUGUUGUGAAGUCAUCAAAGAAGAUACAUAACCAGAAGUUUCAAGAACUGACAAGCAAUGGUAUCUUCAAAUGUGACAAAAUCCCUCCUGGUUACUCUGAAAAGAUGCAAAGCUCGGCUAAAAAGCGGGAAAUGAGCGGCCACAAUAUAUUUGCGGACGGGAAGUCGGAAUAUCGCGAUUACUAUGGUGGCGCAAGGAGACCUCCCGGUGGUGAAAGCAGUAUUUCAUUGGUCUAAAUGAAACCUCAGACACUCUUACUAAGUUUAUGUUUAGGAUCUUAGGAUUUUAGUUUUCUUAAGUUUGUCUACCCAAAAGUGGUUUGUGUUCGUGUGGUCUUCUCUUUUGUCUAAUGCUCUUCAUUCAUAAUAAAUAUUAACUUCAACACGGACUUGUGUGUUCUGUUAUCUAUCUUUUCAUUUCUCUAUCAA
Molecule: messenger RNA, 1137 nt
Organism: Capsella rubella
Lineage: Eukaryota; Viridiplantae; Streptophyta; Magnoliopsida; Brassicales; Brassicaceae
Exons: 5
Coding region: 49-945 (298 amino acids)
Source: RefSeq, a predicted model, not a curated record